Messenger RNA from Strongylus vulgaris, 477 nucleotides. NCBI's taxonomy places the organism in Eukaryota, Metazoa, Nematoda, Chromadorea, Rhabditida, Strongylidae. The record is from the annotation of a GenBank genome assembly.
AUGACACAGGUGAUGAAAUGCGUUGGAGCUUCACGAAAGAUAUUCGCUCUAAUGAAUCACGAUUCUGACAACGCUUCUAAGGGAAUUGAAAAACCGGAAAUAUCAGGAAAGAUAGAAUUAACUUCGGUACACUUUGUAUAUCCAUCAAGACCAGAUAGAAAAGUAGUAGAGGACUUGAAUUUGGCGAUCGAGACGGGUAGCACUGUUGCUUUUGUGGGUAGCAGUGGAGGAGGAAAAUCUACUGUAGUGGCGUUAAUCGAGCGUUUCUACAAGCCAACGAGUGGUUCGAUAUUGAUGGACGGAAUCUCUAUUGAAGAGAUCGAUCAUGAAUACUACCAUGAAAAGAUAGCGCUAGUUGCACAAGAGCCGGUGCUUUACAAUGGCACUAUUCGUGAGAACAUUCUCUAUGGUUGCGAGUGGGCUACGGAAGCUGAUAUGCUGAGAUCUGCUCAGACUGCAAAUGCACAUGAUUUCAUA